Messenger RNA from Colletes gigas, 2444 nucleotides. RefSeq names its product zinc finger protein 2 homolog. The coding region runs from base 135 to 2141 and encodes 668 amino acids. The transcript has 6 exons. Gene Ontology annotation, biological process: regulation of transcription by RNA polymerase II. The record is from RefSeq and is a predicted model, not a curated record. Lineage: Eukaryota; Metazoa; Arthropoda; Insecta; Hymenoptera; Colletidae. Gene Ontology annotation, molecular function: DNA-binding transcription factor activity; RNA polymerase II cis-regulatory region sequence-specific DNA binding.
CGUACGAGUCAAAGUGGUACGAUACUAGUAGUAUAACGAAAAUAUAUUUUCACGAAAAAUAUGGAAUUAUGAGGCGAGAACAUAUUUAUUAAAUAAUAAAUGGAGAAUUUCAAAUUUAGAAUUACAAAUUUAUAAUGAAUGAAGAAUGCCCGAGUUGUAAACAAAUAACAAAUACAUCAUGUUCAAGACUUAUAAAAGACAGUUGUGGCCAUACUAAAUGUCGUAUAUGUUUACUAUAUGAAGAACAAGGAUGUAAAAUCUGUAGUAAUUUACAUUAUGUACAAAAUAUUGGAAAUUAUGAUUGCACAUCCACAGCAAAAGGAAAUACAAAUAAUAUUUCUACUUUUGAUAAAAAUACCAAAUAUAAUGAAGAAAUAGUACUACCCUUAGAAUUAGUUAUUAAUAAACAUUCUAAAUCUAAAACUAAUAAUUCUGAAUUCCUUUCUGUGAAUUGUACAAAUAAUUCUGAAUUAUACAGUGAAAAUAUAUUGAAUAAGAGAAAAAAAGUGUAUAAAUCUACAACUGAUGUUAAACAUGGAGAUAUUUCUGGUAAGUUAUAUAUUUCCAAGGUAGAAACUGACAAUGUACCUUUAAAUGCACACGCAUGUUUAAAUCACAAGUCUGGAAUAGAACCAUCAUCUUACAACAAAGUUACAGAAAUAUGUGGUUUGGAAAUUAAAACAGAGUUUUCAAGUAAUGAAAAAUUAAUAAAAAAUAAAUCCAUAAAAACUUGCGAUCGUACACAUAUUUCAGUAAUACCUGGAUCACCGGAAAGAUAUAAAUGUAAUAUUUGCAGCAAAAUUUUUCAGAACAAGAAAGGAAAGUGCUAUCAUGAUGCUUGCUUAACUGGUGUUAAACCUUAUCAAUGCUCUUUUUGUGACAGAACUUUCAUUAAACGCUCUCAUUUUGAAUAUCAUGAAAGAGUUCACAGAGGAUAUAAACCAUUUAAGUGCAACCUUUGUGAAAAAGCAUUUCCUCAAAAAAACAAACUUAACAGGCAUAUGUAUUCACAUAAUAAAGAAAAACAAUUUGUAUGUACUAAAUGUAAUAAAGGAUAUACUAAACGAGAUGAUUUAAAAAAUCACUUGGAUGUGCAUAAUAGUGCAAAAACAUACUCUUGUAAAGAAUGCGAAAAAUCUUUUGGAAUAUUAACCAACUUAAAACGUCAUUUAAAAACACAUAUAAAUGAAAGACCACAUGUAUGUGAUCAAUGUAAUAAAAGUUUUAAAGAUAAGUCUUUGUUAAUCCGUCAUAAAAAAACACACGGAAAAGAUCGUCCAUUUUCAUGUGCUCACUGCAGUAGAGUUUUUUUAUCAAAAAGUGAAUUGAGACGUCAUUUAACGGUGCAUUCAGAGGAAAAACCAUUUUCUUGUAAAUAUUGUCAAACCGUAUUUAGAAGAAAAGAUAAUUUACAUCGGCAUAUUAGGCAUCAUCAUCCAGACAAUCCAUUUUAUAAUGUCAAGAAAUUACAGAAUCCUGUAUCUGACAGAAGUACUAAUUUGGAAAAAACUAAACAAAUCAAUUUGAAACAGAAACAAAGACCAAAAAAAUCAUACAAAAUAACUUCCAACUUGUUACCAAAAACUUCAACUAAAGUAUCCGUGGUUUAUGUAAGUUCUAGUGAUCAAAUCAGCUCUAGAUUAGAUUCAAUGGGUAAUAUUACACCCGUCAUAAGAACUACCAGUGAAGUAAGUAAUGCAGUUCCUGUUAUUAAUGGACCAAUUAGUAUUAAAAGACCAGAAGAUAAGACUGAUAAUAGAAAAAAAAUAUUCACAUAUACAGAACCGAUACCUCUUGCUGAAGCUGUAGUAAUAAAUAGACGAAUUGAAGAAAAGUUGUAUCCACAAAAUGUAUCUAAUCAUAAUUAUUUUUUCCGAAAUUGUUUGAAUUGUAUAGAUAAAUCAUAUUCCACUUCUAUAAAUCAAACAUCCCGCACAAAUCUUAACAUGAAAAAUACUACACAUAAAACAACUCUCGACGAAAAUUCAUUUUCAGAAACAGAUUCAAAUACGCAAACAAGUGUUCAAUGUCACAAUGAAGAAGAACAAAUUCCUAGCAAAAAAGAUAUUAAAUUAAACAUUGAAAAUGACAAUAAGCACAUAGAAGGUAAUUUCAUGGGAAGUAUGCAAUUAAAACCAUGAACAUUAGUCAAAAUAUUGAUAUAAACUAAGAAAAAUAGUUCUUACCAAUUACGAACAACAAAAAGAAAAAUGAAAUAUCAUUAAGUACAAAUCAGAUUAUUUAAAAAUUAAAACCAAAUACUUUCGGAAGAUUUAGUUCUACAAAUGAAGACUUUAAAACAACAAAUAACACAAUUUACUAUCAAAAAAUUCUAAAGAUACAAACGAGUAAAAACAAUGUGAUAUUAAAGAUGUUAAAUUGCAGAUACAUUCAAAUCAUAUGACUAGCGAAUUAAACAAUUAUUUAUUACCGUUUAUAACUCA